GUAAAUUCUUUCAAUGUGUCACUUCCCACAUUAGUACUAUUGCCUAGCCUUUGAUUUUCCAAGAUAGCCGUUGUGCUGAACCUUAAUUAACGGGCACCAUGGGCACGGCAGGUACUGUCGCCAAUGGCGAUGCUCCGCGGCCCUCGAAGAUCCCUUUUUGGCGUCUAGUUCUCGACCAAAAAGUUGUCACCCCGGAGAUUGUUGAUUUUCCCUAUGAAGGGUCGGGGACAGAAGAAUCCCCCUAUGUCGUCAGCUGGAUUCCCAAUGACCCUCGAAACCCCAUGAACUUCCGAGUCCUCUCGAAAUGGCUGUAUACCGCUCUAGUCGCCUUCGUGACCCUUACCACGGCCUUGGUAUCGUCAGUAUACUCCGGUGGCAUGAGUCAAGUUGUCAAACACUUCCAAUGCAAGGAAGAGGUUGCGAUUUUAGGUAUCUCCCUAUUCGUUCUAGGCUUCGCUUUUGGCCCAUUGCUGUGGGCUCCGAUGAGUGAGGUAUUCGGACGCCGUAACAUUUUCAUGGGGACCUUUGCGGUUUUCACGGCAUUCAAUGCAGGAGCUGCUGGUGCCCAGAACAUUCAAACACUGGUCAUCUUUCGCUUCCUGGCUGGCUUUUUUGGAUCGUCACCUUUUGGCAAUGCAGGAGGAACGAUCGCAGACAUGUUCCCCGCCGCCAAACGCGGUAUUGCCAUCAGUUUCUUCGCUGCGGCACCGCUUUGCGGACCUACUAUUGGUCCAAUCAUCGGAGGAUUCCUUGGUGCCAAUGCAGGCUGGCGCUGGGUGGAGGGAUUCAUGGCUGCCUUGUCCGGUGUCUUGUGGUUGUGCCUUUGCUUUCUCCUCCCAGAGACGUAUGCCCCGGUUCUCUUACGCCAGCGAGCAGCAAAACUGUCUGAAUUAAGCGGCAAAGUCUACCGCAGCAAAUUGGAUAUCGAUAAUGGCAAGGUAUCCUUGCGCAGGUCCCUGAAGAUCGCCCUAUCACGACCAUGGCUUCUGCUCUUCUUCGAGCCCAUUGUCCUUCUGCUCUGUAUAUAUAUGUCCAUCAUUUACGGAACACUGUACAUGCUGUUUGCAGCCUACCCUAUCGUCUAUCAGGAAGGACGCGGCUGGAGUGAGGGUAUCGGAGGCUUGGCCUUUCUGGGAAUCCUAGUUGGAAUGGUGAUAGCAGUUGCCUUGACUAUUCCCCACAACCUGGAAUAUUCGAAAAAGUGCCAAGUCAAGGGUCGUCUGCCUCCUGAGGCCCGCCUGCCCCUAUGUAUCGUGGGAGGGAUCGCCUUACCCAUCGGUCUUUUCUGGUUUGCCUGGACCAACUACCCAUCCCUCCCCUGGAUAGCUUCAGUGGCUGCGGGCGCGCCAUUCGGUUUCGGCCUGGUCUUGGUAUUCCUGACUGUCUUCAACUAUCUCAUCGAUGCGUAUACUAUCUAUUCAGCGUCCGUUCUGGCAGCAAACUCGGCACUCCGGUCUCUGUUCGGGUUCGCAUUCCCAUUGUUCACAACAUACAUGUUCAACAACCUCGGUAUCCACUGGGCUUCCUCAAUCCCGGCAUUCCUGGCACUUGCAUGUGUCCCCUUUCCCAUCAUCCUUUAUCUAUACGGCGCUCGUAUCCGCAAACGCUGCCUCUAUGCUGCUCAGGCAGAGGCGUUCGUCCAAAAACUUAUGCAACAAAACCAGGCCCCGCCGCAGGAAAAAUCCGACGUGGAGAAGGGGGAUCCAGCCACUGUAUCCGACGACGAUGUUAGUGAUAACGAGAGCCUUUCUACCGGUCCUUCGGGAGGUGCAGCUGAGCGCCGGGCGUCGCAUGUUUCCAGGAAGACCGGCCAUUCUAUCACUCGUACGGUCACCUAUGAGGAGAACCCGUAUGAUAUUGACCGGGUCAAUACCUGCAACUCUACCAUCAGCGGGCGUCCUCCGAAAAACUCGGUCAAGGCAUGAGAAGAUUCCAGGUCUUCGUGAUGAGCUCCUGAUACCUAUCACAUCAGAAGCCCCCAAGUCCCUCCGCCGAAACAUCCCAUACCGGUUUGGGCAGUCAUCCAUAAAGUGUAGUACGGGUGUACCUGCACUAGGAUCAUACCCCGGAGAGCGACAGGGAUAUUGAACGCCGGCGGACAAUGAUUCGCCAAAGCAAGCCAACUGAACUACACCAAAUCAGCCCCUCCAACGGCUACCCCUCAACCAACCACAAAGGUUGUUGGAAUUCAUCUUCCUAUUCAGUGUUCAUGCAUAUACGGCGUUACAUCAACCAUAGUGGGACAAAAAUAGAG
Molecule: messenger RNA, 2254 nt
Organism: Aspergillus sclerotioniger CBS 115572
Lineage: Eukaryota; Fungi; Ascomycota; Eurotiomycetes; Eurotiales; Aspergillaceae
Product: MFS transporter
Exons: 1
Coding region: 99-1925 (608 amino acids)
Biological process (GO): xenobiotic detoxification by transmembrane export across the plasma membrane
Molecular function (GO): fluconazole transmembrane transporter activity
Source: RefSeq, a predicted model, not a curated record